Messenger RNA from Huiozyma naganishii CBS 8797, 1344 nucleotides. RefSeq names its product bifunctional farnesyl-diphosphate farnesyltransferase/squalene synthase (gene ERG9). Gene Ontology annotation, cellular component: endoplasmic reticulum membrane. Gene Ontology annotation, biological process: ergosterol biosynthetic process; farnesyl diphosphate metabolic process. Bases 1 to 1344 code for a protein of 447 amino acids. The record is from RefSeq and is a predicted model, not a curated record. NCBI's taxonomy places the organism in Eukaryota, Fungi, Ascomycota, Saccharomycetes, Saccharomycetales, Saccharomycetaceae. Gene Ontology annotation, molecular function: squalene synthase [NAD(P)H] activity. The transcript has a single exon.
AUGAAGGUGAGUGAACUGUUGUUACAUCCUGCAGAAUGUAUUGCCCUUGUGCAAUUCAAGUUUGUGCGGAAACCGCUGUUUAGCGGUGUCGGUGCAGGUCGGGAGACCGCAGACCUUGCCCGUUGUCGGGAGUUGCUGCGGCUGACGUCGCGGUCGUUUGCCGCUGUGAUCAUGGAGUUACACCCUGAAUUGCGGGACUGUGUGAUGCUGUUCUACCUGGUGUUGCGUGCGCUGGACACGGUCGAGGACGACAUGACAAUCGACGACGCGGUGAAGGUGCCUCUUCUGCGGUCGUUUGACGAGAAGUUGCUUCUCGACGACUGGUCCUUCGAUGGGAAUUCCCCUCAAGAGAAGGACCGGUGUGUGCUCGUUGAGUUCCCCUGUAUCCUGCGGGAAUUUCACAAGUUGCGUGCGGAGUACCGUGACGUGGUGGUGAGGAUCACACGCGAGAUGGGCAACGGGAUGGCGGACUACAUCGAGGACGAGCAGUUCAACCGCGAGGGGAUCCAGACCGUCGCGGAGUACGACCGGUACUGCCACUACGUUGCCGGGCUUGUCGGUGACGGGCUUACGCAGUUGACUGUGCUCGCAGGGUUCUCCUCCCAGGAACUUGCCGAUAACCCGCAGUACUUCGAGAGCAUGGGUUUGUUCUUGCAGAAGACGAACAUCAUCCGGGACUACCGUGAGGAUUUGGACGACGGGCGUGUUUUCUGGCCUAAAGCCGUGUGGUCUAAGUACACUAAGGAACAGGAUGGCACCCUCGCUGAGUUUGCCUCGUUGGAGAACACGGAGAGUGGUGUGUUCUGUAUCAACGAUCUCGUGUUGAACGCAUUGGACCACAUCGAGGACGUGCUGACGUACUUAGCGUCCGUGCACGAGCAAUCGAGUUUCCAAUUCUGUGCGAUCCCACAGGUGAUGGCGAUUGCGACACUUGCCCUCUUGUGCAACAACGCCGCCGUGUUGCAGGGGAACGUGAAGAUUCGGAAGGGGACGACUUGCUGGUUGAUCCUGCGGUCGCGCACUUUCCGAGGGUGCGUCGAGAUCUUCGAGGAGUAUCUCCGUGAGAUCCGCGGGAAAGUACCCGUGCGUGACCCUAACUACUUGAAGUUCAACGUGCGUAUCGGCAAGAUCGACCAAUUCAUCGAAGAGUUGUACCAGAGUAACCUCCCCGAGGGGAUCCAGCCUCGUAAGACUCCAAUCUACUUGAAAGUCAGCGAGCGUACCAAGUACGACGACAAAGUGGCCCCCACGAUACAAGCUGAACAACAGACCAUCCAGUGGGUCCUUGUCACCUGUGGCUCCCUUGUGGCCGCUCUUAUCGUGGGUUACCUCAUGAAGAGGUGA